Molecule: messenger RNA, 677 nt
Organism: Pan troglodytes (chimpanzee)
Lineage: Eukaryota; Metazoa; Chordata; Mammalia; Primates; Hominidae
Gene: ELSPBP1
Product: epididymal sperm binding protein 1
Exons: 5
Biological process (GO): sperm capacitation
Cellular component (GO): cell surface
Molecular function (GO): heparin binding
Source: RefSeq, a predicted model, not a curated record
CCAGGAUGACCCGAUGGUCCAGUUACCUGUUGGGAUGGACAACCUUCCUUCUCUAUUCCUAUGAGUCAAGUGGAGGGAUGCAUGAGGAAUGUGUCUUUCCUUUCACCUACAAGGGAUCUGUUUACUUCACUUGCACCCAUAUUCAUAGCUUAUCCCCUUGGUGUGCCACCAGAGCGGUGUACAACGGCCAGUGGAAGUACUGCCAGAGUGAAGAUUACCCACGCUGUAUCUUCCCUUUCAUCUAUUGAGGAAAGGCUUAUAACAGCUGCAUCUCCCAGGGCAGCUUCUUAGGCAGUCUGUGGUGCUUGGUCACCUCUGUCUUCGAUGAGAAACAGCAGUGGAAAUUCUGUGAAACGAAUGAGUAUGGGGGAAAUUCUCUCAGCAAGCCCUGCAUCUUCCCCUCCAUCUACAGAAAUAAUGUGGUCUCUGAUUGCAUGGAGGAUGAAAGCAACAAGCUCUGGUGCCCAACCACAGAGAACAUGGAUAAGGAUGGAAAGUGGAGUUUCUGUGCCGACACCAGAAUUUCCGCGUUGGUCCCUGGCUUUCCUUGCCACUUUCCGUUCAACUAUAAAAACAAGAAUUAUUUUAACUGCACUAACAAAGGAUCAAAGGAGAACCUUGUGUGGUGUGCAACUUCUUACAACUACGACCAAGACCACACCUGGGUGUAUUGCUGA